This is a messenger RNA of Helianthus annuus (common sunflower), 1457 nucleotides long. RefSeq names its product glucan endo-1,3-beta-glucosidase 13. Gene Ontology annotation, biological process: carbohydrate metabolic process. The transcript is spliced from 3 exons. Bases 98 to 1249 code for a protein of 383 amino acids. NCBI's taxonomy places the organism in Eukaryota, Viridiplantae, Streptophyta, Magnoliopsida, Asterales, Asteraceae. Gene Ontology annotation, molecular function: hydrolase activity, hydrolyzing O-glycosyl compounds. The record is from RefSeq and is a predicted model, not a curated record.
ACUCAAACCCCAUAUUCCCCAAACACCCCCACCAUAAAAACACUCAAAUCUCACUCUCUCCUUCAAACCAAUCCUCAUUACUUCAAACCAUCACAAAAUGUUCAAGAUCACCAUCCUCUUACUCUCUCUAUUCUUCCACUCUCCUUCAGUUUUAUGUCAAAACUGGUUGCAUAUUAUGACUCUACAUAGCAAUGAUGCUCCAGUUCAAACACUUGGAGUUUCUGUUGAUGAAGACAAGCUUACUAAAGUUUCAAACAACAUUUUAACCGCUGAAAAUUGGCUAAGGACUCAUGUUUUAUCUUACUAUCCUUCUACCAAUAUAAAAUAUAUUAUUCUAACUAACAAACUUCUUUGCAAUGCUGAGAAUAUCAAUCAAGAAGAUAUGAUAACAAUGGUUAUGAAUGCAAUGAAGAAUUUGUAUCAUUCUCUCACUAGAUGGGGUCUAGAGAGAGAGAUUAAAGUAUCUGUUUCUGUUUCUUUUUCUGUUUCUGUUUCGUCUGGCUGUUUUCGUAACUCAUAUCUUAAGCCAGUGUUUGGCUUGUUGGAGAAGAUAAACUCGACUUAUACUGUAAACCCAACUCAUUUUUCUGAUGAAAUUGUUGAGUUGUUGGCUUCUGAGUUGAAAUCGAUGAACGGUUUGGACGGUUUUCGAUCAGAAACAGUGAAUGUGAUAGUUCCGACGUUAAAUCAAGCGAGAUUUACGUCGCGAAAGCUUUCGUUUAUCGAUGAUUUAUGGUCGGUUUCAGCUCCGCCGCCGCCUACGGCGGCGGUUGAAUUCUCACCGGCGCCGGAGAUUCAGGCGCCGGUGAUGGCGCCGGCGAGCAGCCCGUCGCAUCCGUACGGUUACGGUUACAGUCUCCCGCCGUGUAAUCCGUACCCUCACGGUUACCAUGCGGCUCCGCCGGAGGUCCGUGCUGCGCCGCCGAUGGUUGGUAAGGUUGGUGAACCAAUGGCGGCUACGCCAAUGGCGAAAGAGGAACUGUGGUGUGUGGCGAAGCCGAGUGUGCCGUCGGAGAAGUUGCAGGUGGCGUUGGAUUACGCGUGUGGGGCGGGUGGCGCGGAUUGUGGCCCGAUCAAGCCGAACGGGAGCUGUUACUCGCCCGACUCGGUCGUGGCUCAUGCAUCUUAUGCUUUCAAUAGUUACUGGCAAAAGAACAAGAAGAAUGGUGGAGUUUGUGGUUUUGAAGGGACCGCAAUGCUUAUUAGUUCCGACCCAAGUUUUCUUCACUGUCGUUUCAUUCUUGGUUGAGUUUUGAAGUUUUGGGGCCAAUAUGGAGGAGAAGCUGCUUGAUUUUCUGGGCAAGUUUUGUAAUCCGAUGCAGUGAUGAGUUAUGUAUGAUGCAUUAGAAGUUAUACUAUUUAUUUAAUAAUAAUAAUAAUAAUAAUUAUGUCAUGUUACUCGGAUGUGUAUAAUGAUACCAUGUUUACAAAUUACAAUACAUGUAUAAAUUUUUUCA